CCUACCGUGCAUAGAGUAACUUAUCUACCGUGACUCCGGUUUGGGACCGUUUCAAAGUUUCUCGUCAAGCUGAAGGGAUCCAAUACGUCGGACCAGAUGGCGUCGCCUCAAACACGACGUCGUUUAAACCUCAUCCGCUCGCAAGACAACAACCAUAAAUGUUUUGAGUGCGACACUUCGAACCCCCAAUGGGUGUCGGUGACGUAUGGGAUAUGGAUUUGCCUGGAGUGCUCGGGCGUGCACCGCAGCCUCGGCGUGCACAUAUCCUUCGUACGAUCUGUCACCAUGGACAAGUGGAAGGAAAACGAGAUUGAGAAAAUGCAAGUCGGCGGCAACGCCCGUCUGAAGGAGUGGUUCGACAGCCAGCCCGACGUGACUCCAGGGAUGACCAUCGCGCAGAAAUACAACACGAAGGCCGCGGCCAUGUACCGCCAGAAGAUUACCGCGCUCUCGGAGGGCCGCGAGUGGAGCCCCUCGGACUACCAGCCGGCCCGGCCGGCGCCCGAGCCGCAGCGCUGCGCCGCCUCCAAGGACUUCUACUCCAACGGCCAGGAGUUCCACAACAGCGGCUCAGACAACAACAUCAGCUAUCACAGCGAGUGCGGAAGCGGUCGCUACACGGGCUUCGGCAACCAGCAGCGGACGCGGUCAACCCCCCUGUCGCCCACGCACACCGGCAACGAAGUCGUGGACAACAGUCUUGCUGCCCUGGCUUCGGGAUGGUCACUGUUCGCGUCGACGGUGUCAAAAUGCGCGCGCACCGCAACUGAGUCGGCCGUCCGCUAUGGCGGCAUGGCCUCGCAGCGGGUCUCCGAGAUGGCCACCACCGUCACUGAGAAGGUGAACAACCGCGGUGGCUGGAGCUCGCUCGGCGGCACAACUGACACCCGGCGGGGCUCCUCCGCCGGCUCCAACCAGCUGUACCAGUCCCAGUCAUACGGGGCCAUGCGGAGCUCCACCUCCGAGCCCUACUCGCAGUGGAACGAGCAAGUCCAGCCAUCAGUGGCGGCCCGUAACAACCUGGACACCCGUGACCUUUCGCAAGUGGGCGUGUCCAGCCCGCCCCCCGACAUCAAGGACCUCGAGAUACGCAAGCAGGAGGACAGCUGGGACUGGCUCAACAACUAGAUCUGACGUGAG
This is a messenger RNA of Cydia fagiglandana, 1140 nucleotides long. It is a transcript of the gene ArfGAP1, whose product is annotated as ADP-ribosylation factor GTPase-activating protein 1. Lineage: Eukaryota; Metazoa; Arthropoda; Insecta; Lepidoptera; Tortricidae. The record is from RefSeq and is a predicted model, not a curated record. The transcript has 8 exons. Gene Ontology annotation, biological process: regulation of ARF protein signal transduction; regulation of endocytosis. Bases 97 to 1128 code for a protein of 343 amino acids. Gene Ontology annotation, molecular function: GTPase activator activity. Gene Ontology annotation, cellular component: Golgi membrane.